Wyeomyia smithii (pitcher-plant mosquito) is the source of this 2340-nucleotide messenger RNA. RefSeq lists its product as uncharacterized. The record is from RefSeq and is a predicted model, not a curated record. The transcript is spliced from 2 exons. Lineage: Eukaryota; Metazoa; Arthropoda; Insecta; Diptera; Culicidae. Bases 249 to 2024 code for a protein of 591 amino acids.
GUGCCGCUCAAAACAAAAAACAGUUACAAACAAUUCGGUUGCGGUUUACGCAAAAGGUUCUUCGAAAUUAAAUCAAGUUAAACUUUAAUUAUUUCUAAAAUAAUUGUUUAUUUUUUAUCAAAUUUAUUACACACUGAUGUUCUUUUAUCAUUAAAAGUAACUGUGGUACCCAAUCUGAAUUUGUUCCACAAAGUGUAUAAUUGUUCCUCCAUCAAACUGACCGUUUUAUUACCGUUCCAUCAACAACGAUGGCACCAAUAGUGGACAACAACCAGUUCGAGUUACUGCCACCGGCAGUCGAGACCCCAGGGAAGAAACGAAAGCGCCAUGCCGACACGAAUCCAUUCCAUUCGUUUUCGGAUCAAACCUUCAGUAUUCCGUCGUCCACUCCGAUCCACAACAAGCAGAUCGAUGGCAGUGGGUUUGAGAAUCCCAGCUUCCGCUAUAACAGCAGCAAUAAGGAGAACUACAACAUCUUCUCCGAUUCCUGUAUGGAGGUGAAAUCGAUCGCGGAACUGGCUGCUGGCAGUAACGGGGAAAACCCGUUCGAAGUGAUUCGCAAGCCACCCAAGAAGAAGAAAAAGCAUUCGAGCUUUGAAGAUAGUUGCUUCGUUAAUCCGGGAUUAAAUCUAGCAGCAGCUGAUAAGCCGGCUCCUAACCCGUUCGAGGUUUGGCGAAAUGAAGAAACGGCGAAGAAGGAGAACGAAAGCUGCUUUGUGAAUGGUGCGCUGAAUAUCAAGGGAAAAGAUAACGGAGAAGGACUUAAUCCGUUCGAGAUCGUACGUCCUUCGGCACAAAUGGAAGCUGUAGCUGCUGGGGAAGCCACAAGUGUCUCCAAUCCGCUACAGGGUUUUGAAAAUCCUGCGCUGGAAAUGCCAACCUAUGCUUUGGCUGUUCCGUUUACUCCAUCGGUUAACCAUAGGAUUAACUUUCAGGAGUUACCACCGACGGCACUAACACCAUGCCAAAUGCUAUCUAAGAACCUUGUCUUCAGUCCGGAUCCUUCUAAGGAGGUAAAACUUACCACACCUAAACGGAAUGUUACUGUGACAAAGCGUAAAUCGCUUUCGGUGAUUAGCGAGGAACAACUGGACAUCGGUGAGGAACUGGACUGCUAUCAGUUGGAGUUGGAGAAUAGCAUCAACGAGGCGAAGGUACUGAAGCAGAAGUCCGCGGUCGGUUCAACGAGCGCUGUCCGCAGAACUCGUCGCAGUUUGAUUGAUGUUAAACAUAUCAGUAAUUUAUCGGUUAAAAUCAAACAGUUGGAACAGCUUGAAAAUGAGCAAGAAACCGAAACCAAAGAAGUCUUGGAGGAAAAGAAAGAAGAGAACAAUCAAGUUGUAGAGAUUUCAACGCCCACUCAAGCGACGUUUUCAGUAGUAAAAGAAACAUCCGUUAAGGAAGAGCUUCGUAUUAACAUCACUAACCCGGACGUACAGUUCGAGGAAGUCGAUGACUUCGAAGACGAAGAACAGGAUGUUGAUCUGUUCGCAAAUCCUGCUCCAUUCCAAAGAGCCUACCGUAAAAAAGAGGACCCAAAACAAGAGCAAGUGGAGUUUAAACUGCCGGAGGCAGUUUCUUCCGGUGAUUCCAAAUCCCACAAAGUUAAAGACGCCAUUCGGCGCAGCUUCCGUCGAUUAAUUCACCCCAAACAACAGCAUCAGGAGUUGGACAUUGACGCUGCGGAAAAAGCUCCCAAACCGGAGGAACCUCACAGUGGUUUGAUGGCUAGCAUUCGGCACAGCUUGCGUCGUAAGACGCAGAAAAACAAACCAAAGGAUCAGCAGGAGGUGGACCAGGAGGAGAAGCAGUCCACUUUAGAAAUGUCAAUCAUUGUGGAAACGCCGCGCGCAGUUUUCAAACAACCAUCUAGCGAUGGUUACACUCCCAUCGCCGCCGGAACAACGGAUAAAGUGGGUUCCACGCUACGCAGCAGCUUGCGUAGGUCAACCAAAGACAUGAAGAAACAUAUGAUGAAGAGUGUGUUUAAUAAGAAUAAGACUGCUGAGGAGGAGAAGAAGUGAGUUUAUUUAUUUUUACUAACACAUUGCAAACCAAUUACACACAAAAUCGAUACCAAAUUUUCUACUAACAUCUAGUAUUUUAACGAUAUUUAUUUGUCAUUGAUUUUUCAAUCUACUCGUUAUUGUUAACAUCAUUUCAUUAGACCGAAAGAUUCAUAUCCAUUUCACUUGAUGUCUCGAAGAUUAGUGUUAAAAGUAUUUAUUUUUAAGUUGCACAAAAAACAGCUACAUCACUACCAGGUUUAAAUUUGUUGCACGUUUUUGAUUGUACUAUUCGAGUAUAAGAAUUACCCACCCAAUAAAGAUUUCUUCUUGA